AUGCUUAAGCAAUACAAGAUAUUGGAUCAACUCUUGGCUUCGACAAAGAACAAGAAAUCUGGAUUAGAGAGAGAAGGUGGAUUGAUUGGUUUCAAUGCGAUGGAAGAAGUAUUGGGACAUGAAGUAGAGCCCUUAUUAGUUCAACACUUGGCCACCUUUCUUGAUCUUUAUGCUGAUAAGGGUACUGUAGUGCAAGAAGCUGCUCAAGUUGCUUCUCGUACCUUGGUUGACUUGAUGCCACCUGAGGCAACCAAGGUCCUGGUUCCUAUUCUUUUGGACGGUAUGGGCUUUAACAGCUCCAAGAAGUGGCAGACCAAGAUAGGAGCUCUCAAGUUAUUGGAACGUUUCACUGAAAAGGCCCCUGAACAGAUCGGUGAAUGCUUACCCGAGAUUAUUCCUGCUGUUUCUGACUGUCUGUCUGAUACCAAAAAGGAGGUCGCUGUCGCUGCUGAAAAGGCCAUGACAAAGGUUUGCGCUGUAGGUGGAAACCCUGAUAUCCACAAGCAUCUGAAGGACCUUGUGUUGUGUAUGGGCAACCCUACACGUGUACCCGAAACAAUCGAAAAAUUGGCUCAAACCACAUUUGUGGCCGAAGUAAAUGGUCCUACCUUGGCUAUCAUGGUCCCUCUCUUGACCCGUGCAUUGAAUGAACGCUCAACAACGAUCAUGCGUCAAACAGUCGUCAUUACCGAUAAUCUCUGUAAACUCGUUCGUGAUCCUCGUACUGCUGCUCAGUUCUUGCCUCAACUCUAUCCUGGUAUCGAACGUCAAGCCGAAUCUGCUGCCUUCCCUGAAAUUCGUGUUUUGGCCAACAGGGCAAAGGAUACCUUGAUCGCUGCUGGUGGGCAUAGUGAAAAGACCGAUGCUGUCUCUGCCUUUGUUACAGUGGAAGAAGGCACUGCUGCUGUCAAGUCAGCUGCUACCAAGGCACAAGGAUUUUUGGACUCCUUCUUUAGUCCUUAUCUUUCCUAUCUGGGUACCAUCGUUGCUGAUUUUGCUCGUCAAGAAAUGUUUACCAAGGAAAAAUGGGUCAAGGUUCUUACUCCUUAUCUCAAGGCUUUCCUUAUGAAGAGUGAUAUCCCUGCUGUUAUCGAUAACGUGUUUGAUCAAGUACACAAGCUUUUUAAGGAACGCAAUAAGGAUAAUGACGAUAGCGCUAUUGAUGAGCAAGAGGGUGAAGAGAUUUGUCACGUCGAAGAUUUCUCACUUGCCUAUGGUACUCGUCUCUUACUUAGCCAUACCAGACUCAAGUUACACCGUGGUCAGCGUUAUGGUCUUUGUGGAGAAAACGGUGCUGGUAAGAGUACUCUGUUGAACGCCAUUCACAACGGCAAAGUCGAAGGAUUUCCUCCUAAAGAUCAAGUGCGUACUGCUUUGGUCGACUACAACUCUCAAGCUGCUGAUACAUCUCUCAAAGUAGUAGACUAUGUUUCUGCUGACACUACAUUACAGCAUAUUAGCCGUGAGGAUAUUGAGAAAUCUCUUCGUGAAGUUGGAUUUGAUGAUGCUCGUUUGGAUGUCCCCGUCUCCGGUUUGUCUGGUGGUUGGAAGAUGAAGUUGGAAUUAGCCCGUGCUAUGCUUUCAAAGGCAGAUAUCUUAUUGCUUGACGAACCUACCAAUCACUUGGAUGUUACCAAUAUCAAAUGGUUAGAGGAUUAUUUGAACGCUCAAAGUCAAGUUACGUGCUUGAUCGUUUCUCACGACUCUGGAUUUUUGGAUAAUGUCUGUACCAAGAUUCUUCACUAUCACAACAAGAAGCUUCGUCUAUACCACGGUAACCUGUCUGCUUUUGUCGAAGUCUAUCCUCCUGCUCGUACCUAUUAUACAUUGGAUGCCUCUACAAUUGAAUUUACCUUCCCCAAGCCAUCUGUCUUACAGGGUGUCCGUUCCAAUACCAAGGCUAUCUUGAAGAUGACUGACUGCACUUACACUUAUCCCGGUAACAAGCAGCCUUCUCUGUAUAACGCAUCUGCCUCUCUUUCCCUUUCCUCUCGCGUGGCCGUCAUUGGACCAAAUGGUGCUGGUAAGUCAACCAUGAUCAAGCUGUUAACUGGUGAAAUGAUACCUCAAACUGGUACUGUCUGGCGUCAUCCUGCCCUUCGUAUCGGUUACGUUGCCCAACACGCUUUCCACCACUUGAACCAACAUCUCGAAAAGACACCUACCGAUUAUCUUCAAUGGCGUUAUUCUACUGGUGAAGAUAAGGAAGUAGCUGAAAAGGAAACCCGUGCAUGGAGCGAAGAAGAAAAGGAACAGAUGCAAAAGUUUAUUAAGGUGGAUGGCGAAGACAGACAGAUUGAAGUACUCUUGGGUCGUACCAAGCUCAAGAAGACAUUCCAAUAUGAAAUCAAGUGGAAGAACAAGCUUCCCAAGUUCAACAGCUGGUUCUCUCGUGAGCAAUUACUCGAACUUGGAUUUAACAAGUUGGUACAACAGUUUGAUGACAAGGAAGCCUCUCGUGAAGGUUUGCUUUACCGUGAGCUGACGAUGCCCACAAUUCGUCAACACUUUGCUGAUAUUGGUCUUGAUCCUGAUAUUGCUCAGUACACCAAGAUGAGCGCUCUUUCUGGAGGCCAAAAAGUUAAGGUGGUUAUCGCUGCUGCUAUGUGGAACAACUGUCAUAUGCUUGUCUUGGAUGAACCUACCAACUUUUUGGAUCGUGAAGCCUUGGGUGGAUUAGCUACAGCCAUCAAGAAAUGGGAAGGUGCUGUCGUCAUGAUUUCUCACUCUAAUGAAUUCGUGUCUGCUUUAUGUCCUGAAACCUGGAGAAUUGAAGGAGGUAGACUUCAGAGAGAAGGACAGUUUGCUGUAGACGAUGAAACCAAAAUUGAUGAAGAAAAAGUGAAGGCCAAGAUUUCCAAGAAGAAGAAGAAGACUCGUAACGAAAUUAAGGCACAAGAAGAGCGUCGUCGUGCUCGUCACCUCAAAUGGAUCAUUGAGGGAGGAGAAAAGGAACCUGAUACAGAAAGCGAUUAG
Messenger RNA from Rhizopus microsporus ATCC 52813, 2976 nucleotides. Its product is annotated as mRNA export factor elf1. Bases 1 to 2976 code for a protein of 991 amino acids. Lineage: Eukaryota; Fungi; Mucoromycota; Mucoromycetes; Mucorales; Rhizopodaceae. The record is from RefSeq and is a predicted model, not a curated record. Gene Ontology annotation, molecular function: ATP hydrolysis activity; ATP binding. The transcript has a single exon.